CCCCUUCCUCCCUUUCCUCUUUCUUUUCUCCCUCUCCGCUCCCUCUCCUCGUUCUUUUAACCCGUCUGUGCCCAUCUCGUGUCAUUUCUCCAUCUAUGUGGCACACACACGAUGGCCCUCCCCGACCCUGGCCUUCCUACCCCCAAACUCCUCCGUGAAUCCACCGACCUCACCUUUUCCUCCACCUUCACCAGCUCCAGCACCCGCUCGUUCUCCUACACCCCCAACGCGGUGACCUUCACCCGCACCCGCACCCGCACCCGCACCCGCCUGCCUCUUGCCAACAAACACAAAUACCGCAUCCUGCACCAACCUCUGUUCCGCAAUUCUCUCCUCGCCGGCGUCGGAUACCUAGAACUAGCCAAUGCGGCCGACUUUGCGGCCAAUGUGUGGAACGAGAUCCCGGUGCCCCUGCACGCCAAGAUCCUGAUGGCGAUUGGCGGGCCCUGCGCGCUGUGCAUGACCCUGGUCGCCGCCCGAGACAUGUACCUCAGCGCCGCCAACGUGCGGUUGCUGCGUCGAGAGAGAACUUUCCUCGCCGACAGCAUCUCCGCCAGUGCAUCGUCGGCCGACCACACCGAUGACGGCCCCCACAGACCGACCCCCCAUCCAUCCAGCGAGAGAUCCACCAUCGACAGGCUCAACGAGUACAAGCACGGCGUCAAUACCCGCGAGGUGCUCACCGAAGUCAUCGACCGCAUCCUCAUGGAUCUGCUCAUGGGCGUUGGUGCCCUGCUCGUGGGCAUCGGCACCCUGCUCGCGAUCUGGGGCGCUGAUCCGACCAUCUACCGGGCCAGUAAUCUGCUGUCCGGGUACGUGGGCAAUGGACUGGCGGCGGGCUUCGGGCUCGUCAAUGCGAUUUGGUCCGCGUAUCUGGUGUGGCGGUUCCAGCGGUGCUGGAGGGCGUGCGCCGCGGCGGCGGCGGAGGAGGAGGGGAAAAUCCCCCGUGACCAAAACCACGAGCUUCCGGCCUCGCUGAAGACCAAACUCCGGGCGCGCAUGCGGGCCCUGCAGUUCCAUGCCGUCGUCAACGGGGUCAACGGCGUGGUGGCCGGGGCCGCGAGCAUGGUCACGGCGACCAUGUGGUACGGGUACGUGGUCCUGGUGCCGUGCAUCGUGAGCCUGAUCCUCCUGAACGUGUUCUGGCGCGCGAGACUGGGCUACGACCGUUCGCUGGGGACGUUCUCCUCCACCGGACUCGACGCGGAGUCGUGCACCGCUGCCACGGCCACCACUGCUGCUGCUGCUGCUGCUGCUGCUGAAAACCCCGUCGUCCACGCCACCAUCCCAGAAGACGACUCCGCCACAGAUCCAGAUCACGAUCACCCCUCACCUCCACCUCCCUCCUCACCCGCUGCCCUCGCCCACCACAAAGAAGACAUCGACCGGGACCCCCCCAACGAAGACGCCCUCUCCAUCCUCCUCACCGAGCUCGCCUAUGUCAGCGAAAUGCACCGUGCCCUUCUACACACAAACAAUGACCAUGACGCCAGCAGCCACCGAGAAACCGAAACCAAGAUCCUCCGAACCCUCCAACUCCCCAUCACCACCCUCACGCCCAUCACCCUCCUCGCCUUCAUCACCCACCACAACCUCUGGGAGAGUUUCUGCGUCUGGCUCAUCGAAAGCCAGAGCCAGAGCCCAUCCCUGCUCAAAAGGAUGUGGGAUAUCCUCCGUUUCCGUUUCCGUUUCCGCCGACACCCAUCACUCACAUCCAGGACAACAGAGGAAGAACUAGACGCCAUCCUCGGCUUGGGGAGAGAUGCAAACCCCGAUGCUAUAUCUCCCGUGCUCACCUCUACAGGCUCGGAGAGAGCUACGUCAGCACCAGCAGCAGCACCAGCAGCAGCACCAGCAGAGGUAACGCUCCACCACCCGGAGGACCUGCUGACGCGCUGCAAGGACCCGACCCUCCUCGUCCGCAAGAUGACGGCGUUUCUCGUCGGGAACGUGACCCGGUGCUUCGCCUACCGCGAGCGGUAUCUGCUGGAGAUGGUGGGGUAUGCCAUCUGGAAGGAGUCUCUCGCUCAUCCGGGGGCAUUGUGAAUAAGGAAAAGGGGGGGGUAAGGUCAUUCGAUAUGACCGGUCCCUCAACGAUUGUGCAGGACACAACACGACGAAUACAUCAAUGGAUGCUGAGCAUCAUUGCCUUUUCGGCAUCAAAGCUUGCCUCGAACUUUUACAUAAAUAUGAACUUUAGAAGUCAGGAGAUUAUAGACACUUU
Aspergillus aculeatinus CBS 121060 is the source of this 2224-nucleotide messenger RNA. RefSeq lists its product as uncharacterized. Lineage: Eukaryota; Fungi; Ascomycota; Eurotiomycetes; Eurotiales; Aspergillaceae. Bases 112 to 2046 code for a protein of 644 amino acids. The transcript has a single exon. The record is from RefSeq and is a predicted model, not a curated record.